UGUUUUACAAUGUUAUAACAUUCCAGUGGGUUUCUCUGAAUGUAGAAGGGCACAUGUAAUGGGUUCUUUAAUUUUGUUUUUGGGUUUAGCAUGACUCCUCUCUUCUUGAUGUCUGUACUCUUUGGCCUUACAUUUGGGCAGACGAUGUCUUUCUGCGUUCCAACUGAAUAUACUAUGUAUAUAGAAAAGAGCGAGUGUUCAUACUGCCUGGCUGUCAACACGACCAUCUGCGCUGGAUACUGUAUAACACGGGACCCCAACGGCAAAAUAUUUCUUCCCAAGUAUGCUCUCUCCCAGCGUGUGUGUACAUAUGAUGAUCUCAUUUACAAGACAGUGGAGAUUCCGGGAUGCCCACAGGAUGUAGCCGCUUAUUAUUCGUAUCCUAUGGCUUUGAGCUGCAAGUGCGGCAAAUGUAAUACUGACCACAGUGACUGUGUACAAGAGGCUAACCAGGCAAACUAUUGUAGCAAAUUACAGUAGCCCCUCCACUGUGGGAUUUUUCUGACUGAAUGAAACAGAAAUGGAAUUCACAACCCAUGUUUAAAUAGUCAGUUCAUUCCAUUUUGCAUUCCUAGAGUAUAAAGUGAAUAAAAUUACAGUAGAUUUCA
Ornithorhynchus anatinus (platypus) is the source of this 608-nucleotide messenger RNA. RefSeq names its product thyroid stimulating hormone subunit beta (gene TSHB). Gene Ontology annotation, molecular function: hormone activity. The record is from RefSeq and is a predicted model, not a curated record. NCBI's taxonomy places the organism in Eukaryota, Metazoa, Chordata, Mammalia, Monotremata, Ornithorhynchidae. Gene Ontology annotation, biological process: G protein-coupled receptor signaling pathway. Gene Ontology annotation, cellular component: cytoplasm; extracellular region. The transcript has 2 exons. The coding region runs from base 91 to 480 and encodes 129 amino acids.